CGCCAUGUCUCGCACGCUGUCCGCGCUGGGUUCACUGACCAGUCCUGUGUUCUGGAUCGGCGUCUUGGUGCGCGUCAGCCUCGUGGUGCCCGCUUUGCUCAGGUUCUGCUUGCUGGGAGAUGGAAGCGGCGACAACGGCGGCAUGCUGGCGUUGCCGGUUCGUGCCGGUGCCACGGCGCUUGGCCUGGUCGCGUACACGCAGGCGCUGUGGCGCCACCUGGAUGGCUGCCGCCUCCUGCACUGCUCGCCCAUCAUGACGAGGCCCGCGCAGGCGCUGCUGUUGGCGUUUGGAUACGCUGUUCGAGCGCUAUGGGAGCAGCAGACGAACCACGACGACUGGUGAACCCGGUCGAGGCCGUUGGGCGGUGACUGUAUUCUCAGAGCGAACAUCACUUGUGUCAAACAAGAAUGGAGCAUUGGGGGGAGACAAGGGAAAAGUAGGCUUUCUUUCAGCUGAACGUUCAUUGAAAGCGUUUGACGCACAGGCGCACACUCACAGACGGAAAUAGCGAGGAAACAAUAUGCUACUAAAAAAAAGGCAACUACGGCCUCACCUUAAACCCCAGCUCAUUUCGUAACGUUUGUGGCAGUAUUCUUGUUCCAUGUUUUCCUGUGAUUCUACGUAUUUUUGCUUGUCUUUGUUCGUGCGCUGUAAAUCGUGAAUCAGUUGUGCCGUGCGCAUGGAAUAAUAAAUGCUAAAUAAUUACUUUUACGGAAGCGUUUAGGUACCGCCAUAUUGGGCUGAUAACGCUUCUGUUUUCUGUCUUUAACGACGAAGUUUAUGGCACUACAGUCGAUUCGCAAGUAUGAAAACAGUUGUAUAAAUGCGUUCAGCGUUUCAUGACCAUGUUACGUCAACUGCUCAUAAAACUAAGAAAUUGUUUGUGUAACAGCCCAAGAUGGCGGCGCCCGUGAGUCGAAUAUAAAAUCGUCUAUUUGCUGGUAAAAGAGAAAUCUAGCGGCGCCCCUGCACCGCAAGGGCUGCGUGUGGGAGGCGGUGCUUGCAUACGGCGGAUUUGCUCCGCAGGCGCUGCGACCAAACGCGAGCGAAAUAAUGAGAAUGCACUGAAUAAAAUAAAGGCAGCGAUUGCAUAAGCUGCCGCCUUUUUGUAUAUAUUCAUGUGUCUGCUCGUAAUAAAUCUUUUGAAAGAGC
Dermacentor silvarum is the source of this 1153-nucleotide messenger RNA. RefSeq lists its product as uncharacterized. The transcript is spliced from 2 exons. The coding region runs from base 5 to 343 and encodes 112 amino acids. The record is from RefSeq and is a predicted model, not a curated record. NCBI's taxonomy places the organism in Eukaryota, Metazoa, Arthropoda, Arachnida, Ixodida, Ixodidae.